AAUGUCAAAAUUCUACAAAAUUUCGCGAAAUUAUUGUGUGCAACAAUUAAAAGAGCCUCAAAGGCAUUCCAUACGAAGUCCUAAAAUUAUUUGCAAAAAUGCCAAAGAAAAUGGUAACCAAUUCAAAGGCUGUGGAGGCGCGUGAACGGAAACAAGCUGUGAAACAGGCCAACAAUGAACGUGCUGCUAAGGAGGCUGAGGAUCGACUAUGGGCAGACAAUGAUAAAAAUUUGGCCAAGAAGCAACAAAGACGCGAGGAAGAAGAGAAGAAACGGGCUGAGGCAAUAAGACGAAAGACGGAAGCAAAGGCGCUACUCGAUCAGGAAAUGUCAUCAAUUAAGACGCAGGGAAAACAACCACUUGCUAAGAUACAUCGACAGCAGAUUCUGGAAGAAUUGGAAAAGAAGCAACGUGCUAUUGAUGCCAUUAACGCAGCUAAACCACAAUUGGGAGCCCGUGUUGUUUUACCCGAACCAGUAAUCGAAGAAAAUCUGAAUCGUUCCAUGGCCGAUGUUGAAAUUGCAACAAAUGUCGAUCAGGCCUUGGCAGCCCUGAGUGUGAAAGACAGUGAGGAAGAUAAACAUCCAGAAAAACGUAUGCGCGCUGCCUACAAAGCCUUCGAGACAGCUAAUAUGCCACGUAUCAAAGCGGAAAAUCCUUCAAUGCGUUUAUCACAGUGGAAGCAAAUUCUUAUGAAAGAAUGGAACAAAUCACCCGAAAAUCCGUUCAAUCAAGCACGCUGACCAUGAUAUCUGUUAAAA
Messenger RNA from Bactrocera latifrons, 761 nucleotides. Its product is annotated as coiled-coil domain-containing protein 124. Gene Ontology annotation, molecular function: transcription coactivator activity. Gene Ontology annotation, cellular component: nucleus. The record is from RefSeq and is a predicted model, not a curated record. The transcript has 3 exons. The coding region runs from base 99 to 743 and encodes 214 amino acids. Lineage: Eukaryota; Metazoa; Arthropoda; Insecta; Diptera; Tephritidae. Gene Ontology annotation, biological process: transcription by RNA polymerase II.